GAGAGAGAAUUAAAAUCCCAUGUGCUCCCAUUACCCAGAGAAAAUUACUUUAAAACAAUGAAAUAUGAGAGCGCAGAAUUAGAAUAAUACUUAGAUUGUGCACACUGUCUCAUUGAUUCAUGCAUGGCCCUCUUUUAUUUUAUCCAUUGACUUGUUCUUUUAUUUAAUUUUAAUAAUAAUCAUACAAUUAUUAAAUAACCAAUAAACGAUUUUAAUUAUAUAAUGACAUAAUAACCACCUAUCAACAGACCGGAGCACUAAAAUAUCAACAAUAACUUAAAUUCAUUUAUGUAAUUCUCCCAUAUUCUGACUUCCUUUCCUCAAACACAGUGACCAUGAUCCUGAAGUAUUUCAUUAAUAUUCUUUUGUUUGUAACAAGUUGAUUGCAUGCCAUAUAUAUAUGUAGCCCUAAAUAAUACAGUGUUUAGUUUUACUUGAUUUUGAAUAAUAUAAAAAAGAUAUUAUUUUAUAUGCAGUCUUUUGGGACUUGGUAUCUUAAUUUAACAUCUCCCUGUAUUAUGAGUAGCAGUAGAGAAUUCAUAUCACUUCUAUAUAAUAGUUCAUUGUGUAAACAUAUCAUGAUUUAUCCAUUUUCCUUUUGGUACUUUUACUGCUUCUGUUUAUUUUUUGAAAACAUUUAUAUCAUUUCUCUUUUAUAAAAUAUGAAUAUUAUACUUACUUUCCUGUGUCUUAUUCCUCUCACUGAUGUUACCUUGUGAACAUAUUUCCAUUUCAGUAAAUAUUCAUUUAUAAAUUUAAAUAUUCUUUUAUAAAUUUGCAUGAUACUCCAUCAUAUAGUUUCCAUACAAUUUUUCAGCAAUACCAGUUUUUGAACAUGUGGACUGCUUGUAAUUUUUUGCUGUGAUAAGCAUUAUGAUGUAUAUGGCCUUUGGCUCAGCAGUUCUUCUUUUAUAAAUUUAUCCUAAGUAAUAUCUGAACAAAUCUGCACACAAAUAUAUACAAGGCCACUAUGUAGGACAACGCGGUUUGUAUUCUGCACAACUUACACAACGUAUUUGCUCAUCAUAGCAGUUUUUAUAAUACAAACAUUUGGAAGAAACUUAAUGCCCACCAAUGUGAGAUGGAGUAUAAAAAUAUACAUUAAAAUCGUAACAAAAAUGCACAGUUGUUGACACAGAAAGUUGCUCACAAUUUAUAGUUAUGUGAAAGAAACAGGUUAAGUGGCAGAGUGAUUCCACCUUGUAAAAAAAGUAAAUAUACCUGUGGAAGAGUCUGGAAAAACAUACACGAAAAACUUUAUGGUGAUUAUUUCUGGGUAUUGAGAUUAUUUGAGAAUUUAAAUUUUUUUGCUUUGCUUACUUAUAUUUUGAAAUGUUUUCAACAGCAAAUAUUGAUUACAUGUACAAUAAAGAAGAUGAAUAAAUAAUAAAUUUUGUGCAUAAUUGUUAAAAUAUUUUCCUGAAAAUAAAAUAUCUUCACAUCACAAGAACUUUAGAAAAAGCAAAAUGAACAUAUAGAAGAAAACAAUUACACACAAUCUUACCCAGCCAGCAAUAAUUAAUUUACAAUCUCCAGUGUGUUUACUUCUGGUCAUUUGUCUCUGAUUAUGUAUUUUAAAAUAGUUGCAAUCAUAUUUUAUAUAACCUUGUAUACUGAUUUCUCAGUUAACACUAUAAAAUGAAUAUAUCUUAGAUAUUUUAAUGGAAUAAUACUCCAUCAUAGGUACAGAGCACAUUUAAGCAUUCCCUCUUAUGUUUUUGUUUUUAUUUUUCACUCUAUCAAAUAACUAUGUGAGGCACAUCUUUGUGCAAUACAUUCUCACAUUUUAAAUAAUGUUCUUAGAUAGAUUCCUUGAAGUGGGAAAUACGAAGUCAAAGAGAACAUUUUAAUAUUCCUUUAUAUAUUUUGCCAAACAAUAUUUCAUAUAUACUUAAAGGGAGAAUGGAGUAGAAGGGAAAAAAAAGAAGUCAAAACAUAUGAAGCCCAUGGCCAUUGUUAGUAAUGAUUAGUAAAACUGAUAUAAAAGCAUUUGUCUUAUGUAACCCACAAGGUUAUAUUGCAAUAACCAAAUGAGAAAAUAGAUCAGAGUCACCAUAGAUGUUACUUCCUCAGGAAACUUUCUUCUGCUUUCUAAAUUCUCACAGAAUCUUAUACUUACUUUUCCUUCAUAGCCUUACUGCAAUUGGUAAGUAAUUGUUCAAUUAUUUGUACAUUGUCUAUUUCCCAUAGAUGAUUUUAUGCUCCAUUAAUACAUGCCUGGCACAGUUGGCGCUCAAUAAAUACUUGUUGAAUGAAUGAAUGAGUGAAUGAAUGGAUAAAUGAGGCAAUAGCAUUCUGUAAACUGUAAAACAUUAGACAUUCAAAAGGUAUUGCUAUUUUAAUUAGUAUUACUGUUAUUGUUCCAUUUAGUUACCAUAUGGAUGAUUCUAAAUCUUUGGAGAGUCCUCACUAACUGUAUAAAUUUUAUUAUGUGGCUUUCAGGCUUUUCAUGCCUGCCUCUCAGGCCUUUCAUGCCAGCCAGAGGCAUGGGUAGCAACAUUACUGGAAGCACCUGAUGAGAGCUGAGACUUGGAGAACCAAAUAAUUAGUUCUCUAGGUCAGCAUGCUGGGAUUUAAGGAGUUGGAGUUACCAUGAGUUGAAUACAAAGUAGUGGUCAGGAACCCAGGAGGUCAUGAUAUUUGAAAAAGCAGGUAGAUCCUGGGGGUCAAAGACAAACUAAUGGUAUGUGCUCUAGAUAGUAAGGUGCAAAUUGGAGAAUGGUCAGUGAUAAGGGAUUAAAAUAGAUGAGAGUUAAAUUGCAAGCAUCAGUGUUUAAAAAUUGGAGCUAUAAAUAUGAUUCAAAAGCAAAGGGCAAUUGAACUCAGUUCUCCCUUAUAUCCUUCCUGCAAAAACUGAAAAUGAUAUCAGAAUGUAUUUGCACCUACUUCCAUAUACGUGAGCAAGAGAAUGAUAGUAGCUGGUUGAGGAAUAAAAGCUGUGAAUACUAAGAGGCUCUGAUAGUGACUGGAUCAAGAAAGACCAUUUAUAUAUAAGAUCUUAUAAUAUUCUACUCAUAAUAUGGGAGCAAUCAAGCUUUGGAUCCCAUCAUUCUCAUCUUAAUUUUCAACAGCAGAUAUUGUAGCAUAGCAGUUAGGACCUGGACUCUGGAAACAGGAUAGCUGGGUUUAAAUCCCAGCUCUAUUAUUUAGUAAUUGCGUCUUUGAGGCAAUUUACUUCAUCUUUGUGUGCCAGUUUCCUCAUCUGUAAAGUGGGGAUAAUGAUAGCACCUACUUCUAUGGUUAUGACGAUUAAAUUAGUUAAUGCAUGUAAGGAUAUUAGAAUGGUGCCUGGACAUAGUAAAAGCUAUGUCAUGUGUUGUUGUUAUUAUUAUCUAGUCACGUAAGACCAAACAAAUGAAAAUUAAUAUUAUUUAAAAGGGGACAAAUAAUAUGUUAACUUUAUCUAAAAUACCAGAGUUAAACAAGAAUUUUGCUUUAAAUAAAAACCUCACUUGUACCUAAACAUAGUCAACUGUAUAAAAACUAUGAUCACUCGGAAAAUAGGAAACUGUUGCAGCAAUGCCAUCUGUCUAUUCUAUAGCUUUUUAAAACAACACUCUCUUAAAAGUUGUAGAGAUUAAAUACACAAUUCCUAAUAGCAAAAAAAAAAAUUUGCAGUACAGUUGGUUCAUAAGAUCUUAACUAAAAGGAGGCAUACCCUAUUAAAAUUUUUUGAAGCGAAUUCAACAAGAAGCAGAAAUAUUUGAGUUGGAAAAUCUGUCUGUGGAAAGAUCUUAGAUCUUAACAUAGAAAGGCCUGGACAGGGGAAGAUUCGAUUUGAAAAGGCUUGGACCUGGGGAAAAUUAGGAAGACCAAGGCCAUAAAACAUGUUUGAAUACCUGAAUAUUGCAGACACUGGAAGACCUGAAUGUUAGAAGAUCGGCACAACUGGAGACGUUGGAAGACGUUGAUGCUGAGCCGCUGAUGGAAGACUGGGUAGUAGUUGGAAGACAUGACGAUGCUGGAAGACAUAGAGAUAUUGGAAGACGUGGAGAUGCUGGAAGACGUGGAGAUGCUGGAAGACGUAGGGAUGCUGGAAGACAAGUAGAUGCUGGAAGCCCUGGAGAUGCUGGAAGACCUGGAGAUGUAGGAAGACAUGGAUUUGUUGGAAGACGUGGCUUAGUUGGAAGACAUGGAUUUUCUGGAAGACAUGGCUUUGUUGGAAGACAUGGAUUUUCUGGAAGACGUAGCCUUGUGGGAAGACAUGGAUUUCUGGAAGACGUACCUUUGUUGGAAGACAUAAGUAAGCUGGAAGACAUGAAUUUGAUGGAAGACAUGGUUUUGCUGGAAGACGUGGAUUUGCUGGAAGACUGGAUUUACUGGAAGACUUGGAGGUUCUUGGAAGACAUGGAUUGUCCGGAAGACAUAAAUUGUCUGGAAGACAUGGACUUUCUGGAAGACCUUGGGGUUGUUGGAAGACUUGGAGUUGUUGGAAGACCUGGAGUUGUUGGAAGACCUUGACACUGGCUCCAUUGGAAACCCUGGACAUUGGAAACAUUGCAAGCACAGGAUGUUGGAGACAUUGGAAGCCUUGGAUUUCAGAGAUAUUGGUUACUGUGGACACUGGAGACUUCGGAGGCCCUGAAGUUUGGCUUAUUGGAUAUUGGAAAUCAUAAACACUGGAAGCCCUGGACAUUAGCUAUACUGUAAGUCUCGUACUUUGAAACUCCUAAGCACUGGCGGAUAACUGAGGAUGUAGAUAUUUAAAUAUCCUGAAAUCAAAAUCCCUGGAUAUUGGGAGACAUUGAAAAACAUAGACAUUUACAUAAUUAUAUCAAAAGACAAACAAUUUGGAAGAAUUAAAUUUUAAAGAUGCUUGAGGCCACCAAUGCUGGCAGCCCCAGACAUUAGGAGAUCUGAAUAUUAGGAGAUACGGAUUUUAAAGUAUCUAGUCAUUCAGACAUUGGAAAUAUUGAAAUACCUAAAAGCUGGGAGACCUGAUUCUUGGAGAUAGUGAAAGACUUGGGCACUGUAGGAACUGGUGAUUUAAAAAAAAAAUUUUUUUAAGACCAAGAUUUAAGAGACAGUCAAAGAUAUGGUAACUGAAUAAUGCAAGUGCUAGAAGAUAUUUAAAAAUCUAGACAAAUACUGUAAAACUCAUGGACUCUAGAAGACCUGUAUAUAGUAGACUUUGGAGGCUUAGAACCAAAGAAUUGUAAGUUAGAACUUUGUCUCCUGAAAAACAAAAUCUGGAUGAAGUUUGACUGCUGGUGACAUUGGAAAAAUCUAACUUUUAAUUGCUCCAAUAAUGGGAAGAUUGGAAAAUAUGGGCACUGAAGAUGCUGCAGGCCAGAGACAUAGACCAUAUAAUAUUUGGAAGAUCUGUCAAUUUAAGAUGUUGGAAGAUGUGGAACUCAGAAAACCUGAGUUAGAGACACUGAAGAAUAAAAAGGCCUAAUCAUAAAGGUAUUAGAAAGCUAUGUUUAAAAAA
Messenger RNA from Carlito syrichta (Philippine tarsier), 5431 nucleotides. RefSeq names its product cerebellar degeneration-related antigen 1. The record is from RefSeq and is a predicted model, not a curated record. NCBI's taxonomy places the organism in Eukaryota, Metazoa, Chordata, Mammalia, Primates, Tarsiidae. Bases 3925 to 4461 code for a protein of 178 amino acids. The transcript has 2 exons.